This is a messenger RNA of Sporothrix brasiliensis 5110, 3252 nucleotides long. Its product is annotated as PI phosphatase group protein. NCBI's taxonomy places the organism in Eukaryota, Fungi, Ascomycota, Sordariomycetes, Ophiostomatales, Ophiostomataceae. Gene Ontology annotation, biological process: phosphatidylinositol dephosphorylation. The transcript has a single exon. The record is from RefSeq and is a predicted model, not a curated record. Bases 1 to 3252 code for a protein of 1083 amino acids. Gene Ontology annotation, molecular function: phosphatidylinositol-4,5-bisphosphate 5-phosphatase activity.
AUGCCGCACUCCCUCCACAGCGCGGUGUACGCUCGUCGCUCCGAAUAUGUUCGUCCCCACCGGGUCCGUUUAAAAGUUGGUACGUGGAACGUGGCCGCCUGUCCAGGCACCGAUCACGACCUGGCAACCUGGUUUGUUUCCGGAAAGGGCGUCGACCACCGACUCUCCAAUAUUAUUGCCGCUUCUAGCAAUGGCGCUCUUCAAAGAGAAACGUCCGAUACGAUCUUUGCGGGACAAGAGCAGGGCGUGGGGGAGGACGUUGCUGCUGUGCGUGUCAUGGGCAGCGAUCAGAUCGGCCUCUACGCCCUUGGUUUGCAGGAGGUUGUUGACCUCAAUGUAGCAAGCCAGUACAUGAACCGUGUAUACACCGAUUCCAAUGCACCGGUUCUGGAUAGGUGGAAGACGGCUUUGGGGCUCGCCCUGCCGGAUGGCUACAAACUUGUCGCCUCUGAGCAGAUGUCGGGUCUUCUGUUGCUAAUCUAUGCUUCUCCCGAGGUUGCCGGUAUGGUCAGCCACGUGAGCACCUCUGCCGUGGGAACUGGCUUAUUGGGAUUGAUGGGAAACAAAGGAGCUGUAUCGGCCAAUAUCGUCCUGGGCGAAUCGACAAGGAUGGUGUUUGUCAACAGCCACCUGGCCAGCGGUAACGAAGCAUCACAUGCUGACCGACGGUGCUGGGACGUAUCCCACAUCGCGUCUCGAACACAAUUCGAACCAUACAACCACCCAGGCCUACCGGAGACCAAGAUGCCGGAAAAAAUUGCUGAUGCCGACUUUGCCUUUUGGUUUGGUGACCUCAAUUUCCGCUUGGAUGAUCUGCCAGGAGACGAUAUUCGCCGCCUUCUUACAUUGCAUGCGCGAGGUGAAUACGACCUAAAGCAAAAGCUGCGGGUGGAUAGCAACAGGGCUGGUAGUAUGCAAGCUGGUGACCACGACUCGCUUGCGGGUGAAGAAGCAUUAGUCUUGCAAAAGCCUACACCCACCGACAGCCGAUCUAGCUGGGCCUCCAGUACAACGAAGGCUUACGCAGACUCGAUAUCAACAACCUCAACGGCGCUAGCAAACGAUGAUGGCAAAGACGCUGUUGGGGGUAUGAAAUUGCUUCCACCGCUGCCAGACCCUGAUGAGUUUGUGCCUGAUGCAUCUGAAGACCCGGCAUCUCUGCAGGCAACCCUUGAUUCGUUGCUUCCUCAUGACCAACUGGGAAGGGCGAUCAGGGAGCGGAAGGCAUUUCACGACGGCUGGCGAGAGGGCCGCAUUACGUUUUUGCCAUCAUACAAAUACGACGUUGGAACAGUCGGUUUAUUUGAUUCAAGCGAAAAGCGUCGUGCUCCUAGCUGGUGCGACCGGAUUUUAUACCGCACCCGCAAGGACAAGGACGACUACGAGCAACAGGUCAAGGAUAAGGAAGAGGCGAAGAAACGGGACAAAGAGAUGACCCAGCGCGGAUUGGACCACGCUGGUGACGAUGACGAGGUCCUUUUUGAGUAUCAACCGGAUACAGACGGUGACGACUUUUUAAGACGCAACUCUACCGCUUCAAGUUUAGACUACGACGAGUACGAUGAUGGCGAAUACAACCCUGACAAGGACAAUGAGGCCGCAUCACAGGAUGGCGUUGCCGACCGCAUCCACCUGGACAUUUAUGCGUCCCACCAGCGCAUCCAGUCGUCCGAUCACAAACCUGUCGUGGCUUUUUUCACAGUUGAUUAUGAUGCCGUUGUCCCAGAGCUAAAGGCAGCGGUGCACGUGGAGGUGGCUAGGGAGCUUGACCGCACGGAGAACGAAAGUAGACCCGGCGUGACGAUUGUUGUCGAUAGCCGCGUGGCUCAUGAUACUAGCAAGUACACAUCGGGGUCAGACGAAGCGGUCGACUUUGGGCUGGUUGUAUUUUUGCAGAAAGCAUCGACAUCGUUGAUAAUAGCUAACACAGGUGGUGUGCCGGCUGUGCUUUCCUUUGUCGAAAAGCCGACGACUGAAGACUUGGCCUCCAGCGAUUUUAUUGCCCACCAUUAUCAGUGGCUCACUACGUCUUUUAUUCGCCAGGACAAGGAAACUGACGAAGAAGGUCCGGUGGAUCUGGGAAAGGAGGUUAUUCUUGAACCUGGCGAGACUGUCAACGCACUUCUUGAAGUCUUUGUGAGCGACGUUACUUUUGCUCGCAUGUUGAAUGAUGGCGUGAGCAAGCUUGAGGAUGUACUGGUUCUUCGUGUGGACGAAGGCAAAGAUCAUUUCGUACCUGUCCGCGGAACGUGGGCACCUACAUGCAUUGGGCGAUCAAUUGAGGAGUUGGUGCGCGUACCUGACGGCGGAAUCCGAGCAUUUGUGGCCACCCUCCACGAAGAACUUGCAAAGAAGAAUGGCCAAACGCCUGGCGCAGACACGACAGCGUUGGGCUCGAUCUCCUACGAUCUCGACGUCCGUUGCGCCGCGCCGAAGGAACUGUUCAAACUGACGGAGAUGAUUGAAAACCUGGUCGACCGAUCCAUUGCGGACGAGCAAAUGCUAAAGGAUUUCAAAAUUCCCGGCGACAAGGCUGGCUGGCCUUUCGAAGACACGACACGGGCCCUAGAUAAUCGGCAUAUUGUCGCAGUGAUCGAAGCCCUCGACGAGGACCGGCCUGUCCUGGAUGCUUUCGAGCCCGAGAUGUCAUCUUUGUUGCGCCUUGAGGUCGUUAGUCAUGUGCUCCUCCUCUUCCUGCAGGGACUCACUGACGGCAUCGUGACAAUCCCAUUAUGGUCUCAGAUCGACCAGGCCACACUUUUAACACUGAAUGGCUCCAAGAGUGUCAAUCCAAUUGCACGGGAUCCGAAUAGCGAGACGGACAAGAGCACGGUUUUGGACUUUCUUUCGUCGACGCCGCACCACAACAUCUCCUUUGUCUUUUUGACAACUACGCUAUCCAGGAUCAUCGGGGAGCUUUCACCAUUAAGUCUUGGGGACUUAGACGCGCUGAGGUCCAUCGGACGGAGCUCAGGAGGAGGUUUUAGUGCGACCAUGGGCGGUAUAGGUAGCAUCGGCCGCCGGUCCCUGAGUAGUUUCAGAAAAUCUGGUGUCAGCCCUGCCAGUACCGCACUGGAAGCCCUAGACCGACGAAUGGCCCGUGAGAGGCGCUAUGCCGAAAUAUUUGGUGGGAUAAUGUGUCGGGUCCCUGCAAUGGCCAAGGACAGAGAACGCAAGGCCCAAGAGGACAAACAGAGGGCGGUGGUGGAGCUUUUUUUAAAGAGAUCGAGAGAGGGGUUGGGAGGCCAGUGA